GCCCUCAUUCUUUGCUCUCUCACAUUGAAAAGUUCAAAGAAACAAACCCAUCUCUCUCUUUCUCUCUCUCACAAUCUAAUACCCUAACAACUAAGAAACCCUUUAUUGAUUUUGGUAUUUUGAAGUGAUUCUUCAUGGAAUUGAAUACCAAGAAUCCAAAAUCGGCCACUCCUGUAAAAGACCGUCGUGGGUUUCAAUCAAAAUUAUCCGAGAAUUCGAAUCCAAACCUUUCCCAUUUAAGCCUUUGUUCAAAACACACAAAUUCUCCUUCAACCAAAUCCCAAAAAUCUGCCUCCAAGAACCCGAUUUUGAAUCCCAAUGCCGCCAUUUAUUCACCCAGAAAAAAGAUUAGGGAGAGAAGGUUUGUAGUGGCAAAAAAGAAAUCGAAGAAGGAGACUUUGAAUUCAAAUUCAACAACUGUGGAUUGUAAGUGCAAAGAGAGAUAUGGGGGCAGUGUAAAGAAGUGUUUGUGUUUGGCCUAUGAGACAUUAAGGGCUUCACAGGAGGAGUUCUUCAAGAACAAGAAUGAAGUUGAAGAGAAAGGUGAAACACAUAAAGAAAAGGCCUUUGAUUAUAAAGUUGCGAGAGAAGUUUCAGAGGAGGAGAUAGAAGACCAUUUAAUGGAUCAAAAUCUUGAUAUUGAGGAUAGGAAAGGAUCAGAUGCUCAAUAUUCCAGCGAAAUUGAGAAAUCGGGACAAAUGGGUAGUUCUAAAAUCAAGAGGAGGAGAAAUAAAUUACUUGAAGAAGCAAGACAAAGUGCACCUGACAAUGGGAAGGUGAAGCAUUUGGUUGAAGCCUUCGAGAAGCUUUUUACCCUACCAAAUCCGAAAGAAUCAGAGAAGACUGAAGAGGAGGAGAUGAAGGAGAAUAGAAAGAAGGCAAUGCAAUGGGCUUUGCCUGGAUUGCAGCUUCCUAAAGUGUUGCCUGAUACUGAGUUCUCUUCUUCAUUUUCAUUGCCAGAAUUUCAGCAUGCUGAGGUAUCUGAGACAAACGUCUCUUCUUCUUCUUCAUUCUGUCCAUCUGGUUUCUUUUUGACUUCUGAGAAUCUCGGUCUGGAUACAAGGAUUUCUAUUUCCUCUUCAUGGGAUGGCAGUCAAGGCAGUAAUUCUAGCAGGUCAUCUAAUGGAGGGGGGAGAAGCCGAAGAAAUAGUGCCGAGUCAGGUGCAACAACCGGGGGGAGGAGAUUGAAGAAGAAGCAAAUUAAAAUCACAAGCCAAAAGCCAUUUAAGCUUAGGACAGAACAAAGGGGAAGACUGAAGGAAGAGGAAUUCACAAAGAAGAUACAAGAAAUAAUGACGGAAGAGGAGAAGCUGCGGAUUCCUAUCGCACAAGGCCUUCCUUGGACAACAGAUGAAGCAGAGUGCCUAAUCAAACCUCCGGUGAAAGAAAACACCAGGCCCAUUGACCUGAAGCUCCAUAGUGAUAUUCGAGCUGUGGAGCGUGCUGACUUUGACCAUCAGGUAUCUGAGAAGAUGAGCUUGAUUGAGCAAUACAAGAUGGAAAGAGAGAGGCAACAAAAGUUGGCAGAAGAGGAAGAGGUACGCAGAUUGAGAAAGGAGCUCGUUCCAAAAGCGCAGCCUAUGCCCUAUUUCGACCGGCCAUUCAUUCCCAGAAGGUCAAUGAAGCAUCCAACAAUGCCGAACGAAGCAAAGCUCCGCAGACACAAGAAGAUGAAGUCCUGUCAAUCCUGGAACGAUGUCAGCAGCUACAGUUAUGAUCAACAGAGCAACAAAGAAGAUAGAAUAGGUGGUGGUUAGGCAUAUUCAAUUCAUUCAUUCAUUCAUUCAUUCAUUCCUUGUCAAUUGGUAUUUAAUAAAAUAAUGUUGACCCUGGUUCUUUUUCUCCAUUUUUCUUUCAUCUCUUCCCAAAUCUGUAUAAUAUAUAAGGCAACCAAUUUUAGUUGCAGUUUUGAGAAC
Messenger RNA from Populus euphratica (Euphrates poplar), 1916 nucleotides. RefSeq lists its product as uncharacterized. Gene Ontology annotation, biological process: regulation of mitotic spindle organization; activation of protein kinase activity; mitotic spindle assembly. Lineage: Eukaryota; Viridiplantae; Streptophyta; Magnoliopsida; Malpighiales; Salicaceae. The coding region runs from base 135 to 1757 and encodes 540 amino acids. Gene Ontology annotation, cellular component: spindle; nuclear microtubule. The record is from RefSeq and is a predicted model, not a curated record. The transcript is spliced from 8 exons. Gene Ontology annotation, molecular function: microtubule binding; protein kinase activator activity.